AACCUCCUUUCGUUUAUGGAAACAUUUUCAGUGGAGGUGAAUAUAAGGCCCCUAUCAUUAUUACUGCUCCUUUGACUUCAUUGCGCAUGAGGUCGAUUGGUUGGGGAUUAGCUUUCUGGAAUAUUGAUACUAUUAAUGACCAUGUUGAUAAAGUCGAUGGUAAAAAACCUGCAGGAAAUGAUAAAGAGGGGGAAAAGGCGACAACCAAAGUUGUCUCGAAUCUUAUUGAUGUCGAUGGUCUUCCCGGUAGUUACCCUUUUGAAGCGACUGAGGAAAUUGAUGUCGAAGCCAUUUAUAACGAGCCGCCUCCAAAACUCUGUCGUCCUCCAAUGCAACCAAUGAAGAUGGAAUUACUAUCCCAGAAUCCACAUCCGAAAGAUGACCCGCCUAUCGAUGAUCAUGAUUCCAAAGAAUUAGAUCCUUUGAAGAACGAUAAUAAAAACAAUCUUUAUUGUGAGUAUGCCAGCGUAUCUCUGCAAAUAGGAAAAACUUUCGGCAGUAAGAAUCACAUUCCAUUAACCGAGAUGGGGAACACUCAAUCAGUCAGUUACAGAGAUGUCGUGAGAGAAAAUCAAGGAGGAAGUUCUAGCGGAAGAAGCAGUGUCAGGGCUCAAAAUCUAAACAAACCCACAGGAGGAUACAGUAAUGAGCCCUAUUCAAUCCUCAAAUUUGAAGAAUUCAUUCGCAAUUUGCCAGUAAUCAGAGAAAAAAUAAGAACGGUUGCACUUUUUUUAUCUUUCGGUUCGAAUAUUGCAUUUACUCCAAGCCGUCAAGAGUUUUAUAAACUGGGAUUUUAUCCCAUAUUCUGUUGUGUUCAUACAUACAGUCCAUAUAAUUGCAAUCAAGCGAAAGGUUUUAUUACCGACGUGGCAUUGAAUUGCUGGGCCAAUGGGUGGAGAAUUGUCUUGUUUGUAUUUAGUCAUUCCGCUAUCGAUCCCGAACUGAAUGCCGACUUUAUUCGUGAAUUACGCAAAGUCUUUCUCAAACAAACCUUAUCAAUAAUUGCAAUUUACACUACUCAUUAUUUCAAUGUUCGGUGGUAUUUUUUUAAUGCCGGCGCAAACGCUGUUAUAACUAGUGGUAAAAAAGAAGCGCUUUUACAAGUUUUUUAUGAAGCGUAUAAAACUUCCGGUGCCGAAGAAGAAAUCGUCAAAUUUUACAACAAGGCUGAACCGUAUUAUGAAUUCACAAAUUUCUUUAAAGCUGAGGUUAUCAUUGAUGAUCUUAAGUGGCCUUCGACUGAACAUUAUUUUCAAGCAUCGAAAUUUGAUAAUCUGGAACUUCGCGAAAAAAUCCGUACUCACGAAUAUGCACGUGACGCUUUUAGGAUUGCGCGCGAAUAUGACAGAAUGAAACGUGGUAAUUGGGAACUUCCUAAAGGGGAUCCAUACAAAGAAAAAAUUAUGAAAAAAGCCUUGAGGUAUAAAUUCACGCAGCAUGAAGACUUGAAGUAUUUAAUCCUUUCCACUGGAACGGCAAGAAUUCAUGAGCACACCACCAACGAUUACUAUUGGGGAGAUGGGGGUCGAAAUGGUGGAGGUUUGAAUCGCUUGGGCGAGAUGCUGCAAGAACUCAGGACUCAAUUAAUGCUUAAAGAGUGUCAUCGGAUGUCUUUAAAGUAUCGUCCAUAUGAAUCCAAGUUGGAGAGAUGGAUAAUUCCUGAAUUGAACGAGUUAAAUUAUUUGGAGGGCUUUCCCGAAGUUCAACAUAGUAGGAUAUAA
Acaulospora morrowiae is the source of this 1721-nucleotide messenger RNA. The record is from the annotation of a GenBank genome assembly. Lineage: Eukaryota; Fungi; Glomeromycota; Glomeromycetes; Diversisporales; Acaulosporaceae.